AUGGCCCUAGAAAUCAAAGAGGAUAUGGUGUCUUCUGGUGUCAUUCCCAACAAAUUUACUUGGUCAUCAUUGAUCAGCGCAUGCGCAAAUGCAGGUCUCACGGAACAAGCAAUUAAAUUGUUUGAUGAAAUGCUUCAAACCGGCUGUCAACCCAAUUCACAUUGCUUCAAUACCGUUCUUCAUGCCUGUGUUGAGUCUUGCCAAUUUGACCACGCCUUUCGGCUAUUUUACUCCUGGAAAGAAAAGGGUUUUCAACGAACCACGCCUAAUGACGAGUUUAAUGAUAACUCAAAAAAAACCGUGAAAGCUCCACUUGGACCCACUAUUUUAACAUAUAAUAUCUUGAUGAAAGCGUGUGGCACUGAUUAUCACCGUGCCAAAGCUUUGAUGGACGAGAUGAAGACUUUGGGUCUUUCUCCGGAUCAGAUAAGCUGGUCAAUAUUGAUUGAUAUUUGUGGAGGCUCAAGAAAUGUAAUGGGUGCUGUACAGACCUUGAGAUCCAUGCAUGAGUCGGGUAUUCGACCUGAUGUUAUAGCAUAUACCACAGCCAUUCAGAUCUGUGUAGAACAUAAGAAGCCACAGCUUGCAUUCAUGUUAUUUGAUGAAAUGCAGAAAUACCGAAUAAAACCAAAUUUGGUGACCUACAAUACUCUUCUUAGAGCUCGUAGUGAAUAUGGUUCGCUGCCGGAAGUACAACAAUGCCUUGCUAUAUAUCAGCAAAUGAGAAGAGUUGGGUUCAACAAGCCCAAUGAUUACUAUCUCAAGCAGCUAGUUGAGGAGUGGUGUGAAGGUGUGAAACACAAUGAACAUGUGAACAAAAAACAGUUUGGUUCUCGUUUAACAGAUUAUGGACGUCAGAACUUGUUGCUUGAGAAAGUUGCAGAACACCUGCAAGGUACGGCUGAAAGCCUUUCCAUUGACCUUCAGGGUCUAACCAAGGUAGAAGCACGGAUAGUAGUUCUUGCGGUUCUGCGUAUGAUCAAAGAGAGAUAUAUUGAAGGGAACUCAUUAAAAGACGACGUGAUUAUCAUACUACAGGAAGUUGUCACUCAUCCCAACAGAGAUGAAAACGGAGUUCGAGAAGCCGUGACUCGACUGUUGGAGCAUGAUCUUGGGCUUCACGUGUUUGCAGUGGGUUCCUCCUCGACUCAUUCUCGUUCAGAAUCGGGAAACGUACAUGAAAGAAGCUGGUCAAAACCAGGGUCUCGUAUUAGGAGACCUAUAGUUCUGCAAAGGCUUAAAGUUACUAGAGAUUCCUUGCAUGCCUGGUUGCUAAAAGGGACCCGAUCGACUGCACGUUAA
Molecule: messenger RNA, 1302 nt
Organism: Striga hermonthica
Lineage: Eukaryota; Viridiplantae; Streptophyta; Magnoliopsida; Lamiales; Orobanchaceae
Source: the annotation of a GenBank genome assembly